Messenger RNA from Ogataea angusta, 876 nucleotides. RefSeq lists its product as uncharacterized. Bases 1 to 876 code for a protein of 291 amino acids. The transcript has a single exon. Gene Ontology annotation, biological process: snoRNA localization; maturation of LSU-rRNA from tricistronic rRNA transcript (SSU-rRNA, 5.8S rRNA, LSU-rRNA); box C/D snoRNP assembly. Lineage: Eukaryota; Fungi; Ascomycota; Pichiomycetes; Pichiales; Pichiaceae. The record is from RefSeq and is a predicted model, not a curated record. Gene Ontology annotation, cellular component: nucleus; pre-snoRNP complex.
AUGACAAAUUGCUCUGGAAAAAGUGAUCUGACUUCCAAUCUUGUCAGCUAUAAAUCUAGGGAACAACUCUCGAGCAAAGAUGUACAAAGAGAUUACAAUCUACUUCUCCAAAUUUCACGAAAGGUGGAGCUGGGUAAGCAAGAGGCGAGGUGCACUAAAAUGUUGAGUCGUAACAGCAAGCAUUUGAAUAACCGAAAACAACAACAACGAAACUUACUUGAAGCGUUCAGCUAUUAUGCAAAUAAAAGCGGCGUGCAUAUAAUUGCGCUUCCUGAAGGUAUGUUGCGGAAGCGAUUGAACAGAUCAUACUAUGAUGUUGAAAGAAGCCUAUGCUGCUGGACAAUAGAAUGGGUGAUUAUCAACUCGCGUCUCGAUAAGAUGGACACGAUACUCUCGCAUAAUAACCACGAAAAUCAGUGUUUGGCAAAAUUGCUUCCGCGCGACAUCCAUGUCAAGAUACGACAAAAGUUUCCUGCUCACAUUUCACAAUCUGGACCAGCAACAGAAAUCAAUUCGCUGAUUUCAAGAUCAGACAAUAAUCCGCUAGCAUCACCGCUAAAUGGAAAGGAAGAUGAGAAACAAGACAACAUCGGAAACACCCUUCACUAUUUUCUACGGUCCGAAGUAAAUAGCGACGUUUACUUAUCACUCCGCGAAGAUAUGUCGAUCAAGACUAUUUUGAAACACCGGUCGGUCAUUGAGUUCCCUACCAUAUAUUUGUCAAUCGAGCCCAUAGUUCAAGAUAAAAUCAUUGUGGAACAGCUCAUUGAAAGAAAUAAUGACAAAGAUGAAGUGCGUCUCUCUACAGAAGAGGCGAUUUCGAGUGACGACGAGCCUCCUGAGGAAACUUCGAUCAAACAUCAAUUAGAGAAUUGA